AUCGCAUUUCAUUCGCUACUAAAACAGUGGCUGCGCUCGAUUGUUUAUUACAUUGAAAUAGUACUGUUCUCGUGAAACAUUAUAUUUUCAGUUAAGAGCAAAAAAAUAUUUCAAACGCUCAUAAAUGAACAUCAAAACAAGGAUAAAGCGAGGUUUUUACACCGAUUUACCUGGAGUAUCCGUCGCGUGCGAGAUGAACUUAGUUAUAAAGUAUUUAUUUACUUAGAAGGAGUAUAUACAAGUUAAUAAGGUAUUUGCUACACUAAACGAACACUGACUUUUUGAUAGUGUUUAUGUGUACAAAUAGAUAGAUAUAUAUACGCACACAUAGUUUUGUAAGUUUCGUGCGUAACAAAAAGUAAAUGGAUAAAGUGUUGUUUCAUACCUGUAUUUUAUAUCAGGAUUUAUAGACAAUGUCAUAAAUUAUUAUAUCUUCAUGUCUCAAUCUAUAUACAUCUUGUUUAUGUACAAGAAAUACGGUUGAUGUACAAGAAAUACGGUUGAUGUACAAGAAAUACGGUUUGUGUACAAGAAAAACGGUUUGUGUACAAGAAAAACGUAUAUUUAAUAUCAGUGACACGAAAAUUUUAAUUGGAGCACAUUGUUUUUAAGUUGAUUUGUAUGUUUGGCAAUACAUAAACAACUGUUUUGAUCAAAAGUUUUAUGGAAAGUCAAUGAUAAAAUAAUAUAUUAUUUUAAUACAUUUUGGACGAUAUAUAAGGAAUCAUGGACGUGUGGCAUGUCCUAACUUCCCUGACUGUAUGGAGUGUACUGUGUCAUAUUAUAGAUGCUGGAAUCACGUGCGAAUGUACGACGUUAGAUUGUCAGGCUGAACGAAGACGGACAUGUGAAGCGGAGUUUUUCUGUUACGUUGAAAACAUGAACUCAGUGGUGACUCGGGGAUGUAUAAAUAACAAGACACCGUUACUGUGCGAAAACCGGAAGCCAACAAAACUAAAAUCUGGGGAUUACCCAGAAUGGCCGUUCUUGUUCUGCUGUAAGGAUGAAUUCUGUAACAAGGAAGUUGUUCCGAUUAAACCAACAAGAGAGCCGGUUGUUGAACCGGAAGUGUAUGACGUCAAUGAUGACUCGGACACAAACAACCCGUACGUUAGAUAUGAGUAUGAAGAUAGAGUGCCGUGUCAAAAAAAUAAUGAUCACUCAAAACUCAAUCCUAUAUACAUUGCCGUGCCGAUAGCCGGUGUUUGCGUUCUUUUAGCACUCAUUAUAUUUGCAAUGUAUUUAUUAAGAAGACGUACGGACUUCUAUGCUCAGUAUGACGCAUAUCAUUAUCAUGAACAGAUGGCAAAGUUAGCCAAUAAACAAAAUGAAACAAAAGUUCAGGGUUGUGAUACAAACAGAUGCACGGACAGUGAACGGUCUUCGCAAGGAAGUGAAACUAAAUUAUUCUUAAAUGCAUGAUGUCUGCAGUAUCAUUAACAAAAAAGUGAGAUCAAAAUGAUUUGACGUUUGCUUAAAUCAUGUAUCGCUCGAGGAUACCGCUCCACUAUAUCAGGCACUUCCGGAAUAAAGCGUCAACACGCUUAUGCUGUAAGCCAGCACCGACAUUCGGAGAUACUCUAAUGCCAUCGAGGAUCAUUGUGGAGUCAUUGAGGACACCUCUUAAUGCUCUACUUCAGCGUUUUAAUGCAUUUGUGUAUGUUAUGAGAAAUGUAGGGGACAUUCUGUAUUGAUUAUCCCACAUGUGUUUACAAGUUUUCAUUACAAACAGAUAUAAACAUAUUACAAAUGUGUUAUUUUUAAAGCAAAAGGAUAUGCUGCUUUUAAAUGAGAUUAUUGAUAAUGUACAUGUUUGGCUCGUAAAUUGAUUUGUUUUGAAAACUUUGUAAGAUAUGAACUAAAAUCAGGGUUUUUAUUUCGGCCUUCGUAUUAAUGUAUUUAUGCUCAGGGAUGUUUAGUCUUGUAAAUAGCCACAUUAUUUUGUCUCAAACUCACUCGGAAUUACUUGGUGAUUUUCGUUAUUUAAUUUAUCGGAAGUGACCUCCAUUUCCAUGCACAUGUUCUUAAUAAUCAGCUCAAUAAAAUUUCACAGCCACUGUCUGUCUGUAGCACAAUGUAAGAUUUUGCCAAGCUUAAUUUAUGUGGAACAGGGUACGGAGCUUUUGUAGAAGUAUUUAACAUGUACAUAUGAAUAAUAAAUACAAUAAAUGCCUCUACUUUAUACUGUAUAUUUAAAACCGCUGACUUUUUCAUCAAAAUCUUAAAUGAAAUUCAGAUUUUUCAUCAGUAUUUGUUUACUGUUUUUCUUAUUUGUUUAAAAAAAAACAGAAAAAAAAGAAGUUUUUUUUAGUUUUUUUUUUUUUGCUUUUGUGUUUUUUUUGUUGUUUUCGUUUAAGGGGUUCAUAAAUAUGUUUCUGUUUCAAAAACCAAACUCAUGAGAUGAGAGUUUUCUACAAUACGUAGGUACCUACAUGUCCAUUGUUGCUAAUUUGGAAUAAUUCUAUAUUAUUGAAAGUCAUGUGUUGUACUAGCGGCAGACAUGAUAUAUACAAGUGUCGCCACAACCAACGCCAGAAUCAUGGUACACGCUAUCAUCUUGUAACAUCUGUUAUGACAUUUCAACUACCUGAUCCUUUAGAUUCCAGUCUCAUUAUAUCGGCAUUUUGUUGUGAGUUGUUUGGCGCCAUACAUUUAUAUCAUUUCCUGCAGAGCUCUGUACUUUCUCACGUUAGUUACGUCGAUAUGUUUUAUGUCGGACCAGCAGAAAUAAGUCAGCGUCUGUAAUUAUCUAGAACUUAAAAAAUGGUUAACACACGAUCUCGUGAUGUCUAUAAUUCAUCGUUAACUUAUUUGAUCACAGUAAUAGCUUUUCUAAUUAACAUCGAUAUUUAUAAAUAAUUAACCUGCAGGCGGAAACACAUUUUACCCAUAAGACCUGUGUCGUCUGCGCUAUUCGAUAUUCAGUCAGAAGUUAUCCCGGGUUUUCCCCUAAAAUGACGAAUGGCUUUGUUCCGAUUGAAAUAUGGGCAAGUCUAUUUAAGAUAUUUAGGGUAUCCAGGAUUACUAAAUAUAUUAGACAUACAAAAUUAUUGUAGAUGUUUUCUUUUAAUUAUGUGAGAUUGGAUUUUUAAUGUAUGUAAAAAAUUUAAAUAUUGACUAACCUUUUUAGAGGUUAUAUACAAAAUGCUGAUUGUAAAAGGUACAGGGUUUUAUUUUGUGAUUAGCUUACAUUAUUUUCUAAAUAUUCUUAAUUCUUUUUUGGUGUGUUAUUAUUUCAAGUUUCUUAUAAAAUAUAUAAAGUCAGUGAAAAGUUAUUCUAUCACAUAUAUAAACACAUAGUCAAUUCUGAAAUACUGGAAAUAUUGUAUCAUGUUGUGUCCUAAAUGUUGAAAAUAUUGACCGUUUUAACUUUAUCGUCUGCUACUGGAACAAGAGUAUUGUUAUUAUAAUACAAGUGUUGAUUGUUACUUACUUAUCAUUAUUUUAAUGUGUAUUGGGAUUUUAUUUGUAUGGUGACAUGGAUUUACUGAACAAUUAAAAUGAUAAAACAGAAA
Messenger RNA from Ruditapes philippinarum (Manila clam), 3515 nucleotides. RefSeq lists its product as uncharacterized. The transcript has 3 exons. NCBI's taxonomy places the organism in Eukaryota, Metazoa, Mollusca, Bivalvia, Venerida, Veneridae. The coding region runs from base 727 to 1422 and encodes 231 amino acids. The record is from RefSeq and is a predicted model, not a curated record.